Molecule: messenger RNA, 3387 nt
Organism: Pipistrellus kuhlii (Kuhl's pipistrelle)
Lineage: Eukaryota; Metazoa; Chordata; Mammalia; Chiroptera; Vespertilionidae
Gene: ADGRG1
Product: adhesion G protein-coupled receptor G1
Exons: 14
Coding region: 164-2248 (694 amino acids)
Biological process (GO): adenylate cyclase-activating G protein-coupled receptor signaling pathway; cell surface receptor signaling pathway
Cellular component (GO): membrane
Molecular function (GO): heparin binding; G protein-coupled receptor activity
Source: RefSeq, a predicted model, not a curated record
CGGAGCCACCACACGCGCAGCAGCUCCCUCUGCAGCGGGACGACUAGGGCCAGCGGCCAGCCUCUGGAGGUGAAUCCCGAAAGGCCCGUCAGCUGCCUGACCCCACCGGACCCCGCACCGGGCGCCAGGCAGUGACUUCCCAGGGUGACUCCGAAGGCGGAAGAUGGCUGCCCGAGGGCAGGUGCAGCCGGGGCCGCUGCUGCUGGGUCUGCUCCUCCUGGUUCAAGGUGCCCAGGCUGCGGGCUCCCGGGAGGACUUCCGCUUCUGCGGCCAGCGGAACCAGACGCAGAAGAGCAGACUGAUUUAUGAGCAGCAGCAGACGCCGCUGCACAUCUCCAUCCAGAACGCGGAGCAUGCCCUCACCGUGCGCGCCCCCUUCCCUGGCGUCGCCGCCCACCGCUUCCCGGACCCCCGGGGCCUCUACCACUUCUGCCUCUCCUGGAACCGCCACGCCGGGGAGCUGCACCUGCUCUACGGCAAGCACGACUUCCUGCUGAGCGACCGGGCCUCCCGCCUCCUGUGCUUCCAGAGCCAGGAGCAGAGCCUGGCCCCGGGCCCCCACAUGCUCGCCACCUCCGUCAGCUCCUGGUGGAGCCCCCUGAACACCAGCCUGCCCAGCGCCGCCGGCUUCACCUUCUCCUUCCACAGUCCGUCUGUCCCCCCAGAUCCUCCCCAGAAGGCCUCCCACAAUGUCUCGGUGGACAUGUGCGAGCUGAAACGGGACCUCCAGCAGCUCAGCCAGCUUCUGAAGGCUCCUGGGAAAGCCCCAAGGAGGCCCUCGGCCACACCCACCCGCUCCAGCCAGCAGCUGCAGAGCCUGGAGUCGAAGCUGACCUCCCUGCGGUUCCCAGGGGACACGGUGUCCUUCGAGGAGGAGCGGGUCAACGCCACCGUGUGGAAGCUCCAGCCCACGGCCGGCCUGAGGGGCCUGCACCUGCACUCGGGGCAGGAGGAGGGCCCGGGGGAGGUGCGGGAGUACUCGGUGCUGCUGCCCCGCGCGCUCUUCCAGAAGGCCAAAGGCCGGAGGGGGGAGGCUGCCCAGAGACUCCUCUUGGUGGACUUCAGCAGCCAAGCCCUGUUCCAGGACCAGAAUUCCAGCCAAGUCCUGGGGGAGAAGGUGUUGGGCAUCGUGGUGCCCAACACCAAGGUCGCCAACCUCUCAGAGCCCGUGGUGCUCACCUUCCAGCACCAGCCGCAGCCGAAGAACGUGACUCUGCAGUGUGUCUUCUGGGUGGAAGGCUCGGCAUUGACGGGCACAGGGAGCUGGAGCAGCGCCGGGUGCAGGACCGAGAGCAGGGAGAUGCAGACGUCCUGCUUCUGUGACCACCUGACCUACUUCGCGGUCCUGAUGGUGGCCUCCGUGGAGGUGGACGCCGUGCACAAGCACUACCUGACCCUCCUGUCCUACGUGGGCUGCGUCAUCUCCGCCCUGGCCUGCGUCCUCACCAUCGCCGCCUACCUCUUCUCCAGGAGGAAGUCUCGGGAUUACACCAUCAAGGUGCACAUGAACCUGCUGAUGGCCGUCUUCCUGCUGGACGUGAGCUUCCUGCUCAGCGAGCCGGUGGCGCUGACCGGCUCCGAGGCCGGCUGCCGCGCCAGCGCCAUCUUCCUGCACUUCUCCCUGCUCGCCUGCCUCUCCUGGAUGGGCCUGGAGGGCUACAACCUCUACCGGCUGGUGGUGGAGGUCUUCGGCACCUACGUCCCCGGCUACCUGCUCAAGCUGAGCGUCGUGGGCUGGGGCUUCCCCGUCUUCCUGGUGACCUUGGUGGCGCUGGUGGACAUUAACAACUACGGCUCCAUCAUCCUGUCUGUGCAAAGGACCCCCGAGAGUGUCAUCUAUCCUUCCAUGUGCUGGAUCCGGGACUCGCUGGUCAGCCACAUCACCAACCUGGGCCUCUUCAGCCUGGUGUUCCUGUUCAACGCGGCCAUGCUGGCCACCAUGGUGGUGCAGAUCCUGCGGCUGCACCCGCGCACCGAGAAGUGGCCCCACGUGCUGACGCUGCUGGGCCUCAGCCUGGUCCUCGGCCUGCCCUGGGCCUUGGUCUUCUUCUCCUUCGCUUCCGGCACCUUCCAGCUGGUGGUCCUCUACUUCUUCAGCAUCAUGACAUCCUUCCAAGGCUUCCUCAUCUUCCUGUGGUACUGGUCCAUGCGGCUGCAGGCCCAGGGCGGGCCCUCGCCCCUGAAGAGCGGCUCGGACAGCACCAGGCUCCCCAUCACCUCUGGCAGCACCUCGUCCAGCUGCAUCUAGGCCGCCGGCCCGCCAGCCGGUGUGAGGAGGCAGCGAUUGGGCCUCGUACCACUGCUUGCACCCCUGCCGCCGCCGGGCCUGGCCAACGGCCCCGGGACCUCAGAGGGGCUGGAGCUGUCGCAUGGCGGCCGGACUCCCGGGCUGGGCCUUCUGAAUCGGCCCUCGGACCACCGGGCCCUCUCUAACAGGGCUCAGGAGCAGGACCAUCCUCCUGGCCGCCCUGGCCUGGGGCUGAAGGCCGGGCUGAACCGCAGGCCCCAGAGUCAGAUCGUGGGCCUCGGAGGCCUGGCAGAGCCGCUGGCGCCGUGCCUCUGCCCAGGAUGGACGUGGGCCGUGGCUUUCCUGCUUCUGGUGUCCCCGUCAUUGUAAACCAAGGGUGGCCCCCGGGGAAAGGGAUGGGGGCCGAGCUUCAGACCUCGGAGGAGGAGGAGGAGGAGACUCCUACCCCCAGCCCUUCCUGCAGCAGCUGCCCCGCCGCCGAGCUCAGGGCUCUGUGCUCUGUCAGCUUCCCCACCCUCCUCCCCCCGCCCCUGUCCUCCACUCACAGCCCGGUCCCCAGUUCUAAUGGUGUAUGUUGGGUCCUGGUUCCCCAGAGCAGCCCUGCACCUGCUGUAACCCUUUACCUACUGCCCGGGCCUUGGCGGGCCGCUGACUCAGGCUUAGUACAGGUGUUCUGGGCUGCGUCCGUUUGUCCACCUGGACCUCUCUGUAAGCUGCAUCACCCUCGUUCACUGCCAAGCCCAUACCUCUUGGGGGGCCUCAGCCAGCCCCCACCCCAAGGCCCACUGGUGGCAAGAACCGUGGCACGUGGUGGAGAAAGUCUGCUUCCACUCCAGCACUCUGCGGACGGAGGCACAUCUCAGCUGGUGACACGGGCCUAGAGCCCAUCGCAGUUCAUUCGGCUGGACACAGAGGGUCAGACCUGGUCUCUCCCCCCGCCGUGAGCUCCUAGCCUCGUGUGCGAGGCGCACAUGAGACCAGAGCUCCUGGAGCUACAGGCAUGGGGUCGGGAGGAGCCAGCCGCCUGAUGGGGGAAUCCAGGAAGACUUCCUGCAGGAGGCAGCCCCGGAUCUGCAUCUCAGCCUUCCAGAGGGGGAGGGGUUUUCUUUCUAGGGACUAAUUCGUUUGUCUUCGGUGUU